AUGAAAGAGUUGGGUCACCUAACUAAUGAAAAGCCUGCCCAAGUUAUACAAAAUAUAAAAGCUACAACCUCACAGGAGGUUCUCUCUUGUCUCUCAAGCAACAAUGCUUUGCGGCAACAAGUGAAACGGGCUCGCCGGAUGCAGGCACCAGCAGAGCCAUCUUCAGUUGACUUCUGUGUUCCAGAGGAACUAACUUUAACUUUAAGUGGUCAACUAUUUCUGCGCGACAUUCGAAUCGAAGGCAACGGAAUAUUAAUGUUCUGUACAUUGGACAACCUCAAGCAUUUGGCAGGUGCCAAAUAUUGGCUAAUGGACGGCACGUUCAAUACAGUGCCUUUGCUUUUUAAGCAACUGUACACAAUCCACACUUCUGUUGGUGGAUCAGAGAAUAGUGUAUCUGUGCCUCUACUUUACGCGUUAAUGACAAAUAAGAGUGAAGAGCUUUACAGUCGUUUGUUUCAGGAGCUGAAUGACUGGGCUGAUGAGAAUAAAAUCCCACUCCGUCCAGACUUCAUUUUAACCGAUUUUGAAAAGUCCAGCAUAAACGCUAUCGGGUUUGAAUUUCCAGGUGCGCAAAGCAAAGGAUGUUAUUUCCAUUUAGGGCAAUGCAUCUAUCGUAAUGUGUGUGCCAACGGUAUGCAAACUAGGUACGGUACCAAUGAAAGGUUUAAUCUUGAAAUUCGCCAAAUUGCUGCACUUGCUUUUCUUAACGCUGCCAAAAUUCCUGCAGCUUUUGAAGAACUUUAUGGCCAAUUUCAGAUGAGGCCAAGCUGGUGA
This is a messenger RNA of Osmia bicornis bicornis, 777 nucleotides long. RefSeq lists its product as uncharacterized. The transcript has a single exon. The record is from RefSeq and is a predicted model, not a curated record. The coding region runs from base 1 to 777 and encodes 258 amino acids. Lineage: Eukaryota; Metazoa; Arthropoda; Insecta; Hymenoptera; Megachilidae.